Molecule: messenger RNA, 562 nt
Organism: Miniopterus natalensis
Lineage: Eukaryota; Metazoa; Chordata; Mammalia; Chiroptera; Miniopteridae
Gene: PRND
Product: prion like protein doppel
Biological process (GO): intracellular copper ion homeostasis; protein homooligomerization
Cellular component (GO): membrane
Molecular function (GO): copper ion binding
Source: RefSeq, a predicted model, not a curated record
GUGCUGCUCGCCAGCCAGCUGGCCGCCGCCAGGGCGCGGGGCAUCAAGCACCGGGUCAAGUGGAGCCGCAAGGCCGUGCCCAGCCCCGCGCAGGUCACCGAGGCGCAGAGGGUGGAGGUGCGGGCGCGCCCCGGCGCCUUCAUCAAGCAGGGCCGCAAGCUGAACAUCGACUUCGGCGCCGAGGCCAACAGGUACUACGAGGCCAACUACUGGCAGUUCCCCGACGACAUCCUCUACGACGGCUGCUCCGAGGCCAACGUGACCAAGGAGAGGUUCGUCAGCAGCUGCAUCAACGCCACCCAGGCUGCCAACCGGGAGGAGCUGUCCCAGGAGAAGCCCGACAACAGGCUCUACCAGCGGAUCGUGUGGCGGCUGAUCCGCGAGCUCUGCUCCGUGAAGCACUGCGACUUCUGGUCGGAAAGCGGAGCGGGCCUGCGGGCCACCGCGGACCAGUCCGUGGCGCUCUGCCUGCUCGCUUGCGUUUGGUUCGCAGUGAAAUAAGCUCGCGAGCGGGCGGCGAGCACACCGCAGAGCGAUCCCGGUCCCCCGCCCCCGCCCCCAG